AGUACUCAAUAAGUCUGGUAUGUAGUUUGAACAAAUUAAACAACAGUCGUAUAAUAAUAGCAAAUUUGUCCAGAAGAUUAAAAGAAUAUGGAGUUUACGGAGAGAUUUGAGUACAUGUUUGAAAAAGAAGUUCAAUGUGACGUCUAUUUUAAAAUAUCUCAAAGUAAUAAUAAUUCUAGAACCAUUGGAGCGCAUAAAGUCCUAUUGACUGCUGCUAGUCCAGUUUUUGAGAAAAUAUUAAUACAUAAAGGAAGUAAGAAUGAUCCAAUACUUGUGGAAAACGUUAGUAAACAGGGAUUAAUCUAUUUUCUACGGUACAUACUUUCGUUUUAUCUCUAUACAGUAUAAAUAUAAUUAUCAUCUACCUUUUUGCUUACAAACAGAUAUAUCUAUACAAACAAUUUUAAGUUAGAAUCAUAUUCAAUAAGAAUUAUUGGAGAGAUGGCCUAUUUAGCUCAGAGAUACUCAUUAAAUAAACUUAGCGUCAUCUGCUGUAAAAGUUUGUCAGAUAUAUUAAAUUGCGAAAAUGCAUGUGAAAUAUUAAAGACAUCAAUAUGGUUAGAUAAGGAAAAGUUGAAAAGAGAUUGUAAGAAUCUUAUAGCAGAAAAUACAGAUUUUUGCUUUAAAACGAAAUCGUUCUUGGAGUCUGAUAGGAGAACAAUUAAGGAAAUUCUCUCUUUAGACAGUAUGACAAUAAGAGAAGUUGAAGUGUUUAAACACAUAAUGAAAUGGGCAAGAAAUAAAAUACUACAGCGUAACAAUGACAAAACCCUAAGAGAUAUCGUUGGAGAUGGUAUUCAUUUAAUCAGAUUCCCCACUAUGACAAACAGUGAAUUUGCUAAGCACGUUAUUCCCUACGAAGUACUUGUUGAAUGUGAACAAUUGGAUAUAUUUAGAGCUAUUGGAGAUGAUCAAUUUCACGCUAUUGGAUUUAUCCACGAACCAAGAAGACUUAUUGAAAAGUGA
Molecule: messenger RNA, 966 nt
Organism: Dimorphilus gyrociliatus
Lineage: Eukaryota; Metazoa; Annelida; Polychaeta; Dinophilidae
Source: the annotation of a GenBank genome assembly